AUGAACAUCAGAGAAAAACCUCCAUGUUAUUAAGAACCAAAUUUUUAAUUCUUUGUCAAAAAAGGCUUAAUUAAACAAAAUAACAAGGGGCAGGUUUUUCCAAUAUUCACAUAUCGUAUUAAUAGUUAACCAUCUCCUUAAAAAUAUAUUGAACUUCGGGUAUCUCCUUAAAAAUUAGUAAAAAGAUCGAAUUUCUAAUUUAACAAUCCUUCUCCUUUUGUAAUUACUAAUCUACCAAAAAAAAAUACAUUCUAUCAAUCAUAUAUUGAAAAUAUAAUAAAAAGAAAAACAAAAGAUAAACCAGAAAGUCGUAAGAAAUAUUCAAAUACAAUUGAUGAGAUUAAAGGGAAAUAAAUUGGCACUAUUGAAGAUUGUUUUCUUCCAAGACUUCAUUGUUUAAAUAAUAAACCUUAAAAAAUAAAAUAUCGUAAUUCAUUGCCAAAGUAAGUUAUCUAUACUGAGCCUAUUCCUCUGUAAAAUUUAUCGGAUAGAUUACAACCAUGGGAAUCAAGUUAAAAAUCAUUUGCUCUCUAAUGA
This is a messenger RNA of Paramecium sonneborni, 537 nucleotides long. Lineage: Eukaryota; Ciliophora; Oligohymenophorea; Peniculida; Parameciidae. The record is from the annotation of a GenBank genome assembly.